UAAAGACGUGAACAAAGCUACGAUGAAAUGAACAAAUCCAAAGACCAAAAAGAAGAAAGAAGCGAAAGGCAUUCUUUACACACUUCUUGUACAUUCUCAACUGACCGUGCGAAAUCGCCAAUCAUGGAGUCUUCGCGGCCGCCGAUCAGAUUUGGAGUCCUCGGCUGUGCGGAAAUAGCCCGGAAGGUGUCUCGUGCCAUCCGUCUCUCUCCCAACGCCACUCUCGCUGCCGUCGGAAGCCGAACCUUCGAGAAAGCCGCGAAAUUCGCCAAAGAGAACGGUUUCCCCGAUUCCGCCAAGGUCUACGGCUCCUACGAAGCUGUCCUCGACGAUCCGGAAGUAGACGCAGUUUACAUGCCUCUCCCCACCAGCUUGCACCUCAAGUGGGCGGUUAUGGCCGCCGCGAAGAAAAAACACUUGCUGCUGGAGAAGCCGGUUGCGCUGAACGUCGAGGAGCUGGACGAGAUUCUCGAAGCUUGUGAAUCCAGCGGAGUGCAGUUCAUGGACUCCACCAUGUGGAUGCACCACCCGAGGACUGCUGCGAUGAAGGAAUUUCUCUCCGAUUCUUCCCUCUUUGGAGACCUCAAAUCCAUGUAUAGCAGCCUCACCUUUGCUGGAAGUAAGGAUUUCCUGGACAACGACAUUCGUGUGAAGCCGGACCUCGAUGCUCUCGGCGCACUCGGUGAUACUGGAUGGUAUUGCAUCAGGUCGAUCCUCUGGGCUGCUGAUAUUCACCUGCCGAAAUCUGUGGUCGCCUUACCGGGAACUGUCUUCAACAAUGCCGGUGUCAUUAUGGCCUGCAGUGCUUCUCUAAGUUGGGAAGAUGGGAAGACGGCCACUUUCCAUUGUUCGUUUUUGAGCAAUCUUACGAUGGACAUGACUGCUGUUGGCAGCAACGGCACUUUACAUCUCCGCGACUAUGUGAUUCCGUUUGAGGAGAGCAAGGCUUCGUUCUUCACGUCUGUAAAAUCAACGCCGAAUGAACUCUCCACAGGAUGGAGACAGAAACCGAGCGAGCAGAUUGUCCACACAGAACUUCCUCAGGAAGUUCUUAUGGUGACGGAGUUCUCCAGGCUUGUUGGAGGCAUCAAAUUUGACGGGGCUGCAACCGAUAAGAACUGGCCGACGCUUAGCAGGAAGACGCAGCUUGUUUUAGAUGCUGUUAAGCGUUCUAUCGAUAAAGGGGGUCAAAUUGUUGAGUUUCAGCAUCUCGGCAUGUCUGGAGGCGGCGGCAGCAUCCUAGCAUCCGGCCCCUUGCCAUUCUUGACGAUGAAAGUCAUCUCCAUCCCCCAACUCACGUGACGCUCCAAAUGGCAAUGCAGAAGCCAAACGCCUACAAAAAUCCCGAGAUGCAUCGGGUGAUAAUUCCCUCCGAGAAUACUCGUUCCUUGGAACACAAGCUCUACCUCGGAAUCGUAUUCGAGCACUCUCACCUCCGUCCCGUUUUGCGGAUGGAGAUCCUCGGCUGGACAAAUGUUAUGUUGUUGAUACUUGCUCGUAGUCGCCCACCGACCGAUCCGUUGCAGGGAGCUUCGACAGGACACUCGAAGAUGUUCACGGACAGGGUAAAGAACAGCUUGGUAUCGACUUUUACAGGGACGUCCACCGGAUGAUUGUCGCUCGCCAAGCUUCUGAACCGUCUGAUGAAAUCGAGCACUGCCGACGUGUUGUCCUUUGCCUGCAGGCUUGGCAUGACAGGGGACGACGGCGCGGUGUAAUUCCCGGCGUACUGCAAAAUCGCCGUCGUGUUGGUGUCGGAGUCGGACGCUGCAACCGAAUAUGCCCUCGAAGCCAUGUAAUACCGGGAAGGUCGCCGGUCGGCGCGGAGCAAUAAGUCCAUCGUCUGGCCUGGAGCGAUCGCGACGUAAUCCGUCGUGAACGGCUUCAAGUAGCUCCCGUCGGAGCCAACCACCGUGACGGUGUGAUCCGCUAUCCGGAAGAACAUUACGGUGUUCAUCACUGCGUUGAUCAUUCGAAGAAGAUACGUCUUCCCGGGAUCCACAGUCAGCCGGAAUGUAUCUGCAAGUAGUCGACGUCGAAAUCAGCAGCUAGAAUGAACCUGAUCGGACAGAAAUCGAGCUCGUUACCUCGACUCGAACACGGAUACAAAUCACCAGGCUGUCCAUUGAUGAGGAAAGCAUCUGAAAGUCUCGAGUCUCCUCCAGUCUCCAAGAACUCUCCGAAGACUGUUCGAAUUUCCGGGAUCCACCAUUCGCCUGCGGUUAAGGAAUUUCGGCAGCGGGUUUCGGGAAGGGGUAGUCAUUUCCCUUCCUCGGCCGGACGAUCAAUGCGCCAUUAACGGUGGCUCGAGACCAGUCGCUGUGGGCGUGCCACCACAGGGUCCCGAUCUCGUCGGAAAGCACGAUUUUCUGGCUGAAUCUCGUUCCGGGCCGGAUAGGGCAUUGGGUGAUGAAAACAGGCCCGUCCGACCACGGGUAUCGGGGCUGCUUCACUCCGUGCCUGUUUUUAGUAUUACGAUUUUCAUGAAAUGGAAUGAGUCGAACUGAGUCGAGUUUUUUUGUAAAGGAUUUGAGGUUGGUAACUACCAGUGAAUUGUUACGUUUUCGGAAGCUCGGUUGAUGACGUCGACAACGAGGGUGUCGCCUUCGGCGACGUACAACGUCGGACCGGGGAAUUGUCCGUUCACCGUUAAGAUCGUCGUAGUGUUGCACAAUCUCGUGUAGGAACUGUCCUUAAGCUGCACAAAUUAAUAGAUGUUCGUAAAUUUAAAAUA
Molecule: messenger RNA, 2734 nt
Organism: Andrographis paniculata
Lineage: Eukaryota; Viridiplantae; Streptophyta; Magnoliopsida; Lamiales; Acanthaceae
Exons: 6
Coding region: 28-1302 (424 amino acids)
Molecular function (GO): nucleotide binding
Source: RefSeq, a predicted model, not a curated record